Messenger RNA from Ambispora leptoticha, 710 nucleotides. Lineage: Eukaryota; Fungi; Glomeromycota; Glomeromycetes; Archaeosporales; Ambisporaceae. The record is from the annotation of a GenBank genome assembly.
CUAUCCGUGAUAAAGCCAAGGCUAAACAGGAAAAGAAAAACCAAGAAUAUUGUGAUAAUUGUCGCCAAGCGAUUAAAAAGUAUAAAGACGAAAAUGGUCAUAUAGUUUCAGGAAUAGGAAGUGUAGACCAAGACGGAAAUCGCCAUAAAUUUUGCUCGAAAGAGUGUAAAGGAAUUACCAAUAUUCGUUUAGAUUCUAACAGUAAAAAGUUAGUUUUAGAGUAUGGCAAAAAUAACUCCAAAAUUAUUGAGGAUGAUAAUUUAACUCCCGAACAAAAAGAAAUAAAGGAAUUUUUUCAACAAAUCGGCAAAAAUAGCCUUAGUCAAAAUGAAUUAAGAGAGGAGGUUGCAAAAGAAAAAGAUAAAAAUGGUGGGACUAAUAAGGACAAAAUUAAUGUGGUUGCUUAUCAAAAAUACCUCGAUUUUUUGGAAAAAUUAAAUUUAAGAGAGGAUUUUAGCAUGAUUACUACUCAUGAUGGAUUAGUCCUCUAUGCGACCAUUAUUCGUCCGUUAAUAAUAAAUAAAAACAAUAACAAGGUGGUCUCUUAUGAUGCCCGCAAUCAUGGUCUUUCGGGUCAAUCUUUCACCACCUUGGGACAAAUUGAGGCUUGUGAUUUACAAGAUAUUAUUGACUAUGUGAAAAAAAAAUAUCAGCCGGAAAAAAUAGGUCUUUAUGGCUUUUCCAUGGGAGCCGCCACUUUAAUUUUUUGA